GCAAGCCCGCGCCGGCCCUCGGCCCGCCCCUCCGCCCGCCCCUCCGCCAUCUUUGCGCCCCGCCCCGCCGCUACCUCCGGGUCAGUUUCGCGCCAAAUUGUCCGGCAAGCAAAAUGGAGCCCGGAAGGAGGCCAGGAGGUAUGACGUCACGCACCCUGCCGCCAAUCCUCUUCGGCGGCCCGCUCUUGGGGGGCGGGACUCGCGGGCGCAGCACGGUCCAAUCGCUGGCCGCGGGGUCCCGGCGAACCAAUGAGGGAGCAGCAGCCGCGGCGUCCAAACGCUGCGUCUGGUUUUUCCCGCGAAAGGCGGCGGCGGACCGUGGCGGCUCGUCUCUUUGGUUCCAGGGAGCGCGGGAAGAGUGAGGUGCAGUCAUGUCGGGCUUCGACGACCCCGGCAUUUUCUACAGCGACAGCUUUGGGAGCGACAACGCGGCCGAUGAGGGGCAGGCCCGCAAGUCGCAGCUGCAGAGGCGCUUCAAGGAGUUCCUGCGGCAGUACCGAGUGGGCACGGACCGCACGGGCUUCACCUUCAAGUACAGGGAUGAACUCAAGCGGCAUUAUAACCUGGGGGAGUACUGGAUCGAGGUGGAAAUGGAGGACCUUGCCAGCUUCGACGAGGACCUGGCCGACUACUUGUACAAGCAGCCGGCUGAGCAUUUGCAGCUGCUGGAGGAAGCUGCCAAGGAGGUGGCUGAUGAGGUGACCCGGCCCCGGCCUGCUGGCGACGAGGUGCUCCAGGACAUCCAGGUCAUGCUCAAGUCGGAUGCCAGCCCGUCCAGCAUCCGUAGCCUGAAGUCAGACACGAUGUCUCACCUGGUGAAGAUCCCCGGCAUCAUCAUUGCCGCCUCUGGGGUCCGUGCUAAGGCCACCCGCAUCUCCGUCCAGUGCCGCAGCUGCCGCAACACCCUCACCAACGUCGCCAUGCGCCCCGGCCUGGAGGGCUACGCCCUGCCCAGGAAGUGCAACACGGAUCAGGCCGGGCGCCCCAAGUGCCCGCUGGAUCCGUAUUUCAUCAUGCCGGACAAGUGCAAGUGCGUGGACUUCCAGACCCUGAAGCUGCAGGAGCUGCCGGAUGCGGUGCCCCAUGGCGAGAUGCCCAGACACAUGCAGCUCUACUGCGACAGGUACCUGUGUGACAAGGUCGUCCCUGGGAACAGGGUCACCAUCAUGGGCAUCUACUCCAUCAAGAAGUUUGGCCUGACCGCCAGCAGGGGCCGCGACAGGGUGGGCGUGGGCAUCCGGAGCUCCUACAUCCGGGUCCUGGGCAUCCAGGUGGACACAGAUGGCUCCGGCCGCAGCUUUGCUGGGUCCGUGACCCCGCAGGAGGAGGAGGAGUUCCGGCGCCUGGCCGCCCUCCCCAACGUCUACGAGGUCAUCUCCAAGAGCAUCGCCCCCUCCAUCUUCGGGGGCACAGACAUGAAGAAGGCCAUCGCCUGCCUGCUCUUCGGGGGUUCCCGAAAGAGGCUCCCCGACGGCCUCACUCGCCGAGGAGACAUCAACCUGCUGAUGCUGGGGGACCCGGGGACGGCCAAGUCGCAGCUGCUGAAGUUUGUGGAGAAGUGCUCUCCCAUCGGGGUGUACACGUCUGGGAAAGGCAGCAGCGCGGCCGGCCUGACAGCCUCGGUGAUGAGGGACCCCUCGUCCCGGAACUUCAUCAUGGAGGGCGGGGCCAUGGUCCUGGCCGAUGGUGGGGUCGUCUGUAUCGAUGAGUUUGACAAGAUGCGAGAAGACGACCGCGUGGCCAUCCACGAGGCCAUGGAGCAGCAGACCAUCUCCAUUGCCAAGGCCGGCAUCACCACCACCCUCAACUCCCGCUGCUCCGUCCUGGCUGCUGCCAACUCGGUGUUUGGCCGCUGGGACGAGACGAAGGGGGAGGACAACAUCGACUUCAUGCCCACCAUCCUGUCCCGCUUCGACAUGAUCUUCAUCGUCAAGGACGAGCACAACGAGGAGAGGGAUAUGAUGCUGGCCAAACACGUCAUCACUCUGCACGUGAGCGCGCUGACACAGACCCAGGCUGUGGAGGGCGAGAUCGACCUGACCAAGCUAAAGAAGUUCAUCGCCUACUGCCGUGCGAAGUGUGGCCCUCGGCUGUCAGCAGAGGCUGCAGAGAAGCUGAAGAACCGGUACAUCAUCAUGCGGAGCGGGGCCCGUCAGCACGAAAGGGACAGUGACCGCCGCUCGAGCAUCCCCAUCACCGUGCGGCAGCUGGAGGCCAUCGUGCGCAUUGCUGAGGCCCUCAGCAAGAUGAAGCUGCAGCCCUUCGCCACGGAGGCGGACGUGGAGGAGGCUCUGAGGCUCUUCCAGGUGUCCACGCUGGAUGCCGCCUUGUCCGGCACCCUGUCAGGGGUGGAGGGCUUCACCAGCCAGGAGGACCAGGAGCUGCUGAGCCGCAUCGAGAAGCAGCUCAAGCGCCGCUUUGCCAUUGGAUCCCAGGUGUCGGAGCACAGCAUCGUCCAGGACUUCACCAAGCAGAAGUACCCGGAGCACGCCAUCCACAAGGUGCUGCAGCUCAUGCUGCGGCGGGGUGAGAUCCAGCACCGCAUGCAGCGUAAGGUCCUCUACCGCCUCAAGUGAGCUGCGCCUCCCGCCGCAGGAAUGCUGUUGCCACCCCACCUCCACCUCCCUGAGCCUCCCACGCGCUCUGGACAGGACCCCAGCUGCCCUGCCUCGCUGCCCCUGGCUUCUGCUUCAGCGUGCAGAUCCAGGAAAUGUGCCUUUGGAGUUUAUUGAAAUAAUAAAGCCGUGGUGUGUUUG
This is a messenger RNA of Kogia breviceps (pygmy sperm whale), 2756 nucleotides long. RefSeq names its product minichromosome maintenance complex component 5 (gene MCM5). Gene Ontology annotation, cellular component: MCM complex; nucleus. The record is from RefSeq and is a predicted model, not a curated record. Gene Ontology annotation, molecular function: ATP binding; DNA replication origin binding; single-stranded DNA helicase activity. NCBI's taxonomy places the organism in Eukaryota, Metazoa, Chordata, Mammalia, Artiodactyla, Physeteridae. Gene Ontology annotation, biological process: DNA replication initiation; DNA replication; double-strand break repair via break-induced replication.